CUCUGUAACUUUCUAUUCAAACGAGUGCAGGAGUGGAUCUCCAUUUUUGCCAAGAAAGUCGCCCUCCAUGGUUUGAGCCAUCCACUAGCAACAAUGGCAUCCGCUGCCCGAUUGAUUAGCAAGAAGAAAGAUCAAAAAACCCUUGCAAUAUGUCUGGUGCCACUCCUCAUUUUCUUCGCUCUUGACAUCAUUCUCACCAUGAUUUUUGGAUCGUUCGAUCCGAACCCGACAAGGAUCGAAGAUUUUGACGUGGAAGAUGAUGAAGAAGGGAGUUGGGAGAGCCCGGAGCCCACAUGGUCAAUCACCUGCGAUCGGUCCCAUUUCGAGUACGAUCUCUGCUACAUCAACCGUCCAUUUCUCUUGGAUCCGACGGCCGGGAUUUUGUACGCGGUGGACCCCACCAACUCUACCCCACCAUUGGUGGAAAAGAUACGGCCUUACCCGCGAAAGUGGCAACAAGACGCAAUGGAAAAGGUCAAGGAGCUCACUCUCUCCGCGACCCCACCCAACUCCCGGUGCGCCGUGUCGCACUCUAGCCCUGCCCUGGUAUUCAGUGCGGGCGGGUUCUCGCCGAACGUGUUCCACACCUUCAACGAAGGGUUCAUCCCGCUCUUCAUCACCGUUGAUUCAUUGUUCAGGAACCGUGACGUCAUCUUGGUUAUGAUCGACGGCUCUGACCGGUGGAUCGAGAAGUACGGAGAUCUCUUUCCGCGCUUCACUCGCCACCCGAUCAUCAAUCUCGACAAGGAGACCGUCGUCCAUUGCUUCCCGUCGGCCGUCGUCGGACUGAUCUCCCAUGGCCAGAUGACCAUCGAUCCGACGAUCCAACGGGGCCCAAAGCCCAAGACGAUCCUCGAUUUCACCGCCGUGCUGGAGGCGACCUACGGAGAAAUUCGCCGCCGUGCGUGGCGGAAGCCGUCGCGACCGAGGCUUGUCUGGAUGAGCCGGAGCCACCACCGUUUGGUGCUAAACGAGAAAGACGUGGUUCGAGCGGCAAAGAACAUCGGGUUCGACGUCGUCGUCUUCGAGCCGACGGAGGCGACGCCGAUGCGCGAGAUAUUCAGGGUUAUCCAUAGCUGCCACGCGAUGGCGGGAGUCCACGGCGCCGGGCUGACGUACGAGCUGUUUCUCCGGCCGGGGGCGGUGAUGAUGCAGAUUGUGCCGAUAAGGAACAGUUGGCUGGGGGAUAUAUGUUAUGGAAAAGUGGCGAUUCGGCUGGGUCUGGAGUACAUUGUGUACGAUGUCGCCAUUGAAGAGAGCAGCUUGGGAGGGACAUACCCGAGGGAGAUGCUGGAUCCGAACGAUCAAGGCGGGAUGCUGACGAAUGAAGGGUGGCAUAGCUGGGACAUAUACAUGAACCAGAACGUGACCUUGGACAUGGCGAAGAUCACCAGGUACCUGCAGAGGGUUUAUGAGAAAGCUAGGGUUUUUAUGGAGAAACCUUAGGCCACAAACAUCACAAAUUCAAAUUUGGUUUAGGAGCUUUCUACAAAUUAGUUUUUAUAUUUUAAUUUAUUUUUUAUCCUAAUAAUUACAAUUUUAAUGUUAUUAUUAUAAUUUAAUUUCUUAUUUAUUUUUUUAAAAAAUUAUAAUGUGUCAUACGUAAACUAAAGAAAAAUACAAAAAUACAGAAAUGGCGAUUGCCAGCCGUCGUCGUGGGUAAUGAUUUUUGGAAAAUUCACACUAUUUUUCAUCCUCACUCUGGAUAGAAAACUUGAC
Molecule: messenger RNA, 1719 nt
Organism: Diospyros lotus (date-plum)
Lineage: Eukaryota; Viridiplantae; Streptophyta; Magnoliopsida; Ericales; Ebenaceae
Product: xylan glycosyltransferase MUCI21-like
Exons: 2
Coding region: 94-1446 (450 amino acids)
Molecular function (GO): glycosyltransferase activity
Source: RefSeq, a predicted model, not a curated record